AGUUGCAACCAGCCAUUGCCGGGGUGGCUUCCUGCUUACUCGCCUCCCCUCCUUUCCGUUGCUGCCUUUGCAGAACCUUCCCGAGGGCGCAGUUUUCGAGGUAGCAGUGGCGGCAGUGGCAGCAGCAGCAUUCACAUACAUACAGACCCUUCCCUUCCCACCUCGCUUCGGUCGCCAUGAAUCCCAGCUGCGCCCGCUGCGGCAAAAUCGUCUACCCAACCGAGAAGGUGAACUGCCUCGACAAGUACUGGCAUAAAGCAUGUUUUCAUUGCGAAGUCUGCAAGAUGACUCUCAACAUGAAAAACUACAAGGGCUAUGAGAAGAAGCCAUACUGCAAUGCACAUUAUCCAAAGCAGUCCUUCACUAUGGUGGCUGAUACUCCAGAGAACCUGCGCCUUAAGCAGCAGAGUGAACUUCAGAGUCAAGUCCGCUAUAAGGAGGAAUUUGAAAAGAAUAAAGGGAAAGGCUUUAGUGUGGUGGCCGACACACCUGAACUACAGCGAAUCAAAAAAACUCAAGAUCAAAUCAGCAAUAUAAAAUACCAUGCAGAAUUUGAGAAGAGCAAGAUGGGUGCUCCUGGAGGGGAGGAAGGGGAGCUGGAGCUCCGUAAUUCCCAAGAAGGUGCCAAUUACAGGAGAACAGUUGAGCAGCCGCCUCCAUCACAUCAGCAACCUCAUCAUGCCCAGCCAAGUAACCUUGGUAAUGAGCAGGAGGAAAGAGAGAUUGUUGUUUACCAUCAGCAGUCACCACAACAACCAGCCUCUCAGUCCUGUGGCGAUAAGGAACCAGCAGCACCAGUCUCAAUACAGCAUAGUGUCCCAACUGGAGGAGGAAAACGGUUCCGUGCAGUCUAUGAUUACAGUGCAGCCGAUGAAGAUGAGGUCUCCUUCCAGGAUGGUGACACCAUAAUCAAUGUGCAGCAAAUUGAUGAUGGUUGGAUGUACGGCACCGUUGAGCGGACCGGUGACACAGGAAUGCUUCCAGCUAACUACGUGGAGGCUAUCUGAGCUCUGUUGUGCUACCCUGAAAGCCAGUAGGGAAAGGGCUCUUUGAGGGUUUUGUUCCAUUAUUACUUCUCUGCUGUCUCUUAUUACUCAUCACUUAUUAUGUUCUGAAUAUUUGACUAGGUCAUUUUUUCCUACCAACUUAACCUUGUUUUGGAGGCAUUUGAACUUGAGAGGGAUAUUAUGUGAGAGUUUUCACAAAUGCUAAUUGUCUUUCCAUCCUUUCCCUUAGCCUUCAUGGAAUAUAGCACUGUGUCCCUCUCCCUCUCUCUGGAGCUGUAUUUUUGGGAAUUGAUACGUAAUAAUAUAAACCCUAAUUCAACUGCUACAUGGACCAGGAAGUAACAUAGGUAAAAAAGGUAAAGGUUUCCCUGCCCAGUUGUGUCCUACUCUAGGGCACGGUGCUCAUCUCUGUUUCUUGGCCGAGGGAGCUAGCAUUGUCCAAAGACAUUUUCCGUGGUCAUGUGGCCA
This is a messenger RNA of Thamnophis sirtalis, 1475 nucleotides long. NCBI's taxonomy places the organism in Eukaryota, Metazoa, Chordata, Lepidosauria, Squamata, Natricidae. The record is from RefSeq and is a predicted model, not a curated record.